Toxorhynchites rutilus septentrionalis is the source of this 546-nucleotide messenger RNA. Its product is annotated as zinc finger HIT domain-containing protein 3. Gene Ontology annotation, molecular function: protein binding. NCBI's taxonomy places the organism in Eukaryota, Metazoa, Arthropoda, Insecta, Diptera, Culicidae. The record is from RefSeq and is a predicted model, not a curated record. Gene Ontology annotation, cellular component: nucleus; pre-snoRNP complex. The transcript has 3 exons. The coding region runs from base 63 to 488 and encodes 141 amino acids. Gene Ontology annotation, biological process: snoRNA localization; maturation of LSU-rRNA from tricistronic rRNA transcript (SSU-rRNA, 5.8S rRNA, LSU-rRNA); box C/D snoRNP assembly.
AUAAACCUGGCAACCCUACAGUAGCUGUUGUUAUUUACAUUCUGACAUCGACAGUAGGCAGCAUGGAAAACAAAUGCGUAGUUUGCGGUGCAGACAAUCAAAAAUACAAGUGUAAAACGUGUGCAGUGCAUUAUUGCUCUGUGCCAUGUUAUAAAACGCACAAAGAAACACCGUGCGAACCACCGGCGACAGAACUUCCGAUCGUGGAGGACCGGCAGCCCCAAAAAACAUUCCUCUACACGACAGUUGACACCGUUGAUCCCGAAAAGCUCGAACAGCUACGACAUUCCGAGCAGCUGAAUAAUCUCCUGUACAACCCACAUCUUCGACGGCUGCUAGAGGAAAUCGACAAAGCACCGGAUGCUAUGAAGGCAGUUCGCGUGGCUAUGAUGGAACCACUGUUCGUAGAAUUCGCCGACGAAUGCCUCAAGACAGUGGAGCCUCCGGACGCAAGUGAAAUGAAUGAAUUUCUUUCCAUGAACUCGUAGCAAAGUAGCACUCACUUUAGACCGCUUUUAUUUUAAGAAUAAAGUUAUGUACAAAAUA